GAGUACUGGUAGUGCCACUUGUAAAAUUGGGAGCUUUCGCAUAAACAGCUAUGCGUAUCGAAAAGUGCUAUUUCUGUUCCACAAAUGUAUACCCUGGUCAUGGGAGUGCUUUUGUCCGGAACGACGCCAAAGUAUUUCGAUUUUGCACAUCAAAAUGUCACAAAAACUUCAGGAUGAAGCGUAAUCCACGAAAAGUGAGAUGGACAAAAGCGUUCCGAAAGGCAGCUGGGAAGGAGAUGACUAUCGAUUCUACGAUCGAAUUUGAGAAGCGUAGAAAUGUACCAGUACGCUACAACAGAGAAUUGGUACAGACCACGAUCAAAGCCAUGAAACGCAUCGGAGAGGUUCGACAGCGGAGAGAACAUGCAUUCUGGAAACACAGGAUGGCUGUCGCUCGAGAAAAACAUCGCGCACAUCGCAAGAAGAUAUCCGAGGUCAAAUCCUCUGUUAAGCUCCUCGAGCCUAUGUCAGUCGAAUCGGCAGAGGCAGAAAAAUCUAUGGAUAAAAUCAAGGUGCCCGUUCUAGCCAGAAACAAAGCAAGAAGUGCACUAGUACAAGGCGAGGGUCGAUCGAUGGGCAUGGAGAUAGACUAAUUCCCUUCACUUAUCAUCUUCCGUAAGAGAUUGUAUCGAUUAGGCCUGUUUUUACAGUAACGGCGUACACAUUGUUAAGGGCAUGUCAGUAAUAUCACGUGUUUGUACUGAUCAUCGCGUGGAUUGCAGACCAAACGUCGGAAACGAGCUUAGAAGUACCUCUUUGGAUAACUUUGAUUGGUUACGAAUUCAUAAACAUUGCGUUACUGAUUACAUGUUGUAAGCUUUUUAACUGGGCUUUCUGGAUAUUUGUAACAUUUAUUUACUACUCUCAGUGCAAGCUAUUCUACUCAAGCAUGGACCUA
Messenger RNA from Serpula lacrymans var. lacrymans S7.9, 898 nucleotides. RefSeq lists its product as uncharacterized. Gene Ontology annotation, cellular component: nucleolus. The transcript is spliced from 6 exons. Bases 51 to 593 code for a protein of 180 amino acids. The record is from RefSeq and is a predicted model, not a curated record. Lineage: Eukaryota; Fungi; Basidiomycota; Agaricomycetes; Boletales; Serpulaceae. Gene Ontology annotation, biological process: ribosomal large subunit biogenesis.